AUGACCACCCCUGCUGAAGAUUGUCUGACCGUGAACGUUGUCACUCCCGCGACUGUCAAGGCUGGCCAGAAACUUCCCGUGGUUGUCUGGAUUUAUGGCGGCGGAUUUACUGGUGGAGCUAGUUCGACACAGAACGGCAGCACCAUCGUCGAGCGCUCAAUCGAGCUUGACAUGCCUGUGAUUUACGUUUCACUGAACUACCGUACUGGUGCCCUUGGUUUCCCGCAAGGUAGCGAAGCUCGGGCAGCUGGAGUCGGGAACCUUGGUCUUCAGGACCAGAGGCAGGCAUUACGCUGGGUUCAGAAGUACAUUGGCGCCUUCGGCGGCGACAGUGGCAGGGUCACACUUUGGGGGCAGAGCGCCGGUGCCAUCUCGAUCUCUCUCCAGAUGCUCACGAAUGGCGGAAACACCGAAGGUCUUUUCCACGCCGCCUGGAUGCACUCUGGCGCGCCCGUUCCGACCGGACCCAUUGAGAAUGGCCAGGAGUUUUGGGACGCGUAUCUCAGCUCUACGAACUGCACGGAUGACACGAAUGUCUUCGACUGUUUGCGUACUCUGUCGACCACGGAGAUUCAGAGCGCGAUGAACAAUGCUCCCAGCGCUACCCUCGACUGGGUCCCUCGUGAGGAUGGCAAGUUCUUCACGGCGAACCCCGAGUCACUCGUGGCUUCCGGCUCCGUCGCGAAGAUCCCUAUCGUCUCAGGCAAUGUCGACGACGAAGGUACCCUUUUCAUCCUUGGCGCAAGCGCUAUCACCACGGACGAGCUCGUCGCGUACUACUUGAGCUCGCUCUUCCCGAGCAACCAGACGGCUGUUGCGACCCUGAUGGAGCUCUACCCUAGCGAUCCCGCUGCGGGUGCACCGUUCGACACCGGCAGCGCUAACGCUGUCACUCCCGAGUGGAAGCGCCUAGCCGCCCUUACGGGAGACUUGGUUUUCACUGCACCGCGCCGCUACUUCGUGCAGAAGAUUGCAAACGGACAAGAUACUUGGGUAUUCCUGAGCAAACGGUUCAAGGAGCUCGACGACUUCGGCUCCUACCAUGCAUCCGACCUGCUCAACGUCUACGGUCCCGGUGAUAUGACGGACUUCCUUGUGCGCUUCGUUACCAACCACGACCCGAACCAGGGUAGCAAUAAGUCUCGCAGCCCUCUCAACUGGCCGAAGUACAGCCCUGGCAGCCCGAAGAUUCUCGAGUUCCUAGACGGCGACGUUCCGCUCAAGAUCGCAGACGACACCUACCGUCAGGCUGCGCUUGCCUAUGACACUGACGCGUCGAUCAACAACCCAUACUAA
This is a messenger RNA of Peniophora sp. CBMAI 1063, 1296 nucleotides long. The record is from the annotation of a GenBank genome assembly. NCBI's taxonomy places the organism in Eukaryota, Fungi, Basidiomycota, Agaricomycetes, Russulales, Peniophoraceae.